CAACCGUAUUCAAACGCCAUCUUUCUUCUCAUUUGGAGCAGUUGGCGUUGUUUGCCAUUCCUUUUGACUCAGCUACUAAGGAUGAGAUCAAUUCAAAUGCCGCCAUCGAAGCGAAUGCAGAUGCUCGUUCGGACGGGUCAGGUCUCUCAGCCCUCGUCUUCGACAGUUCUAGGCCAUCAUCUCUAGCAAGCAAAGAAGACUUAUCUGAUGGCGUCUUAGUUACAGGAGGAGAGGUCGAGGCAGCGACAGAAAACGAGGAACGUGAAACAGAAGAGGCCAAGCUUUCACUCAAUCAAGGAGAAUACGACAUCUCAUCGUGGAAGCGCUCAAGUAGCGAGGACAGCACGCGGUCCACGCCCGCCAUACUGUCACACAUGCAGGACCCUACGCCAUACCCCACAUUCUUGCAGUUGACCACAGUAGACAUACAUCAAAAAUUCAUUGAUGUGGAGUGGGAGCAGCGGAACCGCUUAGCCAGGGGUGUGCAUGAUAAGGAGUCACAAUGGUCGAUAUGCGGCAUUGAAAUGACGAACCGCAACCGCUACGCCAAUGUCAACCCAUAUCAAUCUAACCGCGUGAAGUUACAGGUUCCCGAAGGCCAUAACGACUACAUCAACGCCUCGCCGAUCCUACUGCAGUCCACCGCUUCGAAGAAAGUCACCAAGUUUAUAGUUACUCAGGGCCCCAAGCACGACACCUUUUCCCACAUAUGGCGUAUGAUUUGGCACGAGAACACAUCCCCAGCCGUUGUGGUCAUGCUCACGCCGACCCACGAAUCCGGCCGUGAGAUAUCCUGCCGAUACUACCCACAAACCCUAGCCGCCUGCGACAUGAAGGUCAACGAGGAGGACGAAUUCGAAGACGGCCUGGAACACAACAUAAGACUAACCUCUUUGAAUGAGAAUGCCGAGACAAGAACGCAGCUCAGGGAACUGGCCAUGACCACCGAGGACGGAAGCGAGUCGAAAUUGAUUUAUCAUCUCCUGUUUGAGGGAUGGCCUGAUUUUCUGGUCCCCGAGGGCGCCGACCGAGAAGCCCUCCUCAAGCUCAUCAAACUGUCUAGAGAACUAAAUGCCGAUAAUUCGACGAAUCCCCGCAUCGUGCACUGCAGCGCGGGUGUUGGCCGCAGCGGGACCUUCAUCGCCCUCGACUGGCUGUUACAAGAGCUGGAGGAAGGAAGUCUUGACGACCUGCCGGAGGACCACGAUCCGAUUGCCGAAGUUGUGGAUCAGCUACGCCAGCAGCGUAUGAUGAUGGUGCAGGGCGACGCACAGUUCGGGUUCCUUUAUGAGGUCCUGCGCGAGAAGUGGCGGGAUCGGUAUUGGAAGCUGCACCCAGAGACCGCUGGGAAAGGCGGUCCGGAAGACAGAGCGCAGACGACGCAAAAGCAGACGACGCAAAAGGGGACGAGCAGGCACCAGAGCAAGAAAUCGAAGUCGGACCUGGAUGAGGAUGCUCAUGCGGAGUUGCAGGCUGAGCUUGCGGGCGCGGACAGCAGCUUCUGAUCCUGUCCGGCGUUCGUGCUUCUGCUUGAUGCGCUCAGGCGAACACUGCAUUAACUGUUGAUACCUUCAGCUGGCAUCCUGCUUACCGGGUUAAAGCCUCACAUUUAUGAACUCCCGUACGAUGAUGAGGCAGUGCGAGCGCUGGUGGGAAAGGUGGGCGAAGCUGCACCCUGUGGUAGCAGAGCGACUGCGAGUUGAGCCAAUCAUUGGGCCUAAGUGUAAGAAGACAAGGUUGAGCAUCGGGAGUGAAGUGAGAUGAGGAGAUGCGGGCGCAUCUGGAGGCCGAAUCGAUCGACGCUCAGCUAGAUUUCGACAAGGGUAAGACUUAAACGAUCAUCGACGGCUUGUUCCUUUUCCGAUGACUGCAGAUUUUGGUCUGGCCUGGCUAUCCCAAUGCCGGGCAGCACAGCUUACUCGGGCCCCGUCGGGUUUUUUCAGAAUACUCUGUCGAUUAGCCC
Messenger RNA from Mytilinidion resinicola, 1963 nucleotides. RefSeq lists its product as uncharacterized. Gene Ontology annotation, molecular function: protein tyrosine phosphatase activity. The record is from RefSeq and is a predicted model, not a curated record. The transcript is spliced from 3 exons. The coding region runs from base 375 to 1505 and encodes 376 amino acids. Gene Ontology annotation, biological process: protein dephosphorylation. NCBI's taxonomy places the organism in Eukaryota, Fungi, Ascomycota, Dothideomycetes, Mytilinidiales, Mytilinidiaceae.